Messenger RNA from Clonostachys byssicola, 1116 nucleotides. Lineage: Eukaryota; Fungi; Ascomycota; Sordariomycetes; Hypocreales; Bionectriaceae. The record is from the annotation of a GenBank genome assembly.
AUGCUUCAAGAAACGCCCUCUGCUAUCUUUGGCGGUAUCCCACAGCCGGCCGCCAUUCCCAUUGUCGAAAAGCUCCCUGCCGAGCUUGAGGUGCCUCCGUUCGACCCCCUCAUCCACCUCGACUACCAGCCCCCAAGCAGACGCUGGACCUUCACAGAAUUGGGCCUGCCUGUGCCCAAGGGCCUGCCUGACGUUUGCUACACAGCCCCCUUCCAGAUCUUCUCCGAGGAGGGUGUGCGGAUGAUCCGCCGUGAGAUAUUUCGCAAAUCAUUCUUGGACAAAUACAUGCGCUCCUGGGAACGAUCGCCCUGUAUCAUCACCGGCUUCUCCCAAAACGAGCAGGAUGCUAUAUUUAUGAAGACUGCCAUGUCGCACCCGGCUACACAGGGUGCGAUUAACCACGCUUUCGGCGCAGACCUGGCGUUAGAGACGGGCAUCAACGACAUGGGCUACAUCAAUGUGCAGCUCGGCGCUGAGGGUCGCUCAGGGGUCUAUAAGCUGACGGAGGAGCCGUCGAAACCGCUCCCACCAGGCGAGAAACUCGCCGCCUCCGAGUACGACGCCCAGCACAUUGACUCGUGGCACAAAGACAUGUGCCCCGUAGUAAUGGUCAUGAUGCUCAGCGACACGACCACCAUGGAAGGAGGCGAGACGGCGGUACGCACAGGCAACGGCAAGUCCAUCGCUGUACGGGGUGCCAGUAUGGGCGGCGCCGUCAUGAUGGCCGGUGGAUAUCUCGAGCAUGCGGCCCUGCGGGCUACCAACACAGCCGAGCGGCUCAGUCUGGUCAACAGCUACUACUUCCGCAGCCCUGACGCCGACGAUACCGCCACAUCGCUCAAGAGCGCCCACUUCAGCGUUGAUGAUCAUGGCCUCAUCAGGAACUUGUUCCUGCAGCACAAGCUCCGCCGCAUGACAGAGCGCUGCAGUACGGCUCUGGAGCGCCUGGAGAAGGACAGACGCAAUGGCGUUGCACCGGACCAAGAGGCCAUCGAGGCCUGGGUUAAGGAUCAGAUAUUUUUGCUUAAGCACACUGCAUGGGAGGCGUUCCAACGAUGGCCCAACUACCUCCACCAGGAGACACCGUAUGACCAAGUCAACAAGUAUCUAGACUAG